Messenger RNA from Daktulosphaira vitifoliae (grape phylloxera), 3358 nucleotides. RefSeq lists its product as uncharacterized. The record is from RefSeq and is a predicted model, not a curated record. Gene Ontology annotation, biological process: cell differentiation; regulation of transcription by RNA polymerase II. Gene Ontology annotation, molecular function: sequence-specific DNA binding; DNA-binding transcription factor activity, RNA polymerase II-specific. The coding region runs from base 228 to 2252 and encodes 674 amino acids. The transcript has 5 exons. Gene Ontology annotation, cellular component: nucleus. Lineage: Eukaryota; Metazoa; Arthropoda; Insecta; Hemiptera; Phylloxeridae.
UAUUAAUUUUGAAGCGGUCUAUUUGUGUUUUUAGUUUGUUCACAUAUUGAUUUAACAAAUUUUAACUCUGAAUGAGCGCAAUCUAUAAGACUUCUUUUUAAGUUUAUUUUCAAGUGUCAUAAUUUUACCACACGAUUGUUUUAAUAUAUACUGUUUUAUCUAAAUUAAUAUCUAAAACUUUUUGAACAACCAUAUAAAUAUAUGUGUCAACCACUUCCAAUGGAAUAAUGAUUGGAUACGAAAAUAAAAUUAUGGCUCAAACUGUACCUAAAAUUGCAUCUAUGCAAAAUUCUUGGUGUGUAACACCUCCACCGCCUUCUUAUAUGAGCUCCAUUUCAAGCCAUAUAAAUCUUAAUCAGCAGCAGCCACAAAAUUUGAACGAUUAUAGUGUUUCUACUGCUGAUACUUCAGCUGCCGAUUUAGAUAACUUUGAUUUGUCUCUACUAUUACCUCAACCAGCAGCUGAACCACCUACAUCCUCUGAAGAUGGUCGCGUACCUACAACUGAAGUUCUUGAGCACCAACAAGACAUACUCAGUCAAUUAACAAACUACAACAAUGGAUCAAAUUGUUAUACUGGAGCUGAUACUUUAGACACACUCGAUCUUACACAACUGCUUUCAUUAUAUGACGAUUACUGUAACUCCGAAGUUGCAGCUGGAGAAUAUCAAAAUAUGCUUAAGACUUCUUCUGAUACGACUUCAGUUACUACAACCGCUGCUAUCCAAAUUAAGGAAGAAGUCGACGAUAUAACUACCUCACGGUCUCCAUCGACAUUUAUUACAUCAUCUUCUCCACAAAGUCCUCCAGAAGUCACGUACAAUGUCAAUUGUACAUGGUUUGUUCAAGACCAACCAACUUCAGUUGUAUCUUCUCUUGAAUGUACCAAACCACAGUCAUCAUCUGUGUUACUCCGAUCGCUUUUAGAAAGUAAUGUUAAGGAAGAACUGGCAGUACAAUCUACUACUAGUGAUGAUGAUGUUGAAACAAAACCAAUCUUGCAAUCUACAGACUCAAUUAAAGCUUCUAGUCAUAAAUUGUUGAUUGAAAUGCUAAAAGGUUCAACUGAAGAUCGAACAAUUGAAGAUGACGCAUCCACUACUCCUUCUGUAGGGUCCACAUCUCUAAUUUCAACUGCUUCAUCUAGUAGCACAGCGGUUUCUGACUUAGCUGAACUCUUGUUGUAUUCUCCUGACCAAGGAGUCCCCACUGGUAAUGAUGAGAAGUCUAACUCGCAAAAAGACUCUCGGUUAUGGGAAGUAGUUGAACAACAACAACAAUGGAGCCAUCAAAAUAGCAAACAUUCAACUCAUGAUAUGACAGUACCAUCCCUUUCUCCUCAACAAAACGGAGGACUAGACCAAGUGCUAUUUGAUGACGCCGCCGCUUUGGUAGAUGGUCUUUUGUUUGGUGGAGACAACGUUUUUAAGGAACAAGAUGGUUCUAUGUCACCAUUAAAUAAAGCUAAUAAGGACGAUGUACGGCUUGAAGCUCAAAUGGAUAUGUGGAAAUCUCUUCUGCUCCAACAAGAGCAGCAAGAAGAUGACCACAGACAAAAAAGAAAUACUACAUCGGUGGACAGACAACAGCAACCACCCUUGAAACGUCAGCGUGUUGAUAACGAGCACGACAUUAUGUUGACAACGACUUCUCUGUCCUCACUCGGAUCUAUUUCUCCAGCUUCUUCCACUUCAAGUACCUUAACGAUGUCCAUGUUGGACAAAAAUGACAACGUGAUGUCUACGGAUUGCGAUAAGGAUGAAGACGAUGAAUUCUACGUAACAACAGCAGCCACUUCGCCAUCUUCGUCAUCCACCAGAUCUUCCGGUUCUGUCUCGGGUUCUUCGGGUACUAGCACACAACACCAUCACCAUCACAUACACCUAUGGCAAUUUCUUAAGGAGCUUUUGCAACAGUAUGAUGACCAAAACGGUCUCCAGUCAUCCGCCGAAGAUGGCAAACAAACUCCAUCGACUAUCAUAAGGUGGUUGGAUCGGCCCAAGGGAGUCUUCAAGAUAGAAGACUCAGUCGCUGUUGCCAAACUCUGGGGUCGUCGGAAAAAUAGGCCUGCAAUGAAUUACGAUAAACUGUCCCGGAGUAUACGGCAGUACUACAAGAAAGGCAUCAUGAAGAAGACGGAACGCUCUCAAAGGCUUGUCUAUCAAUUUUGUCACCCGUACAGUGGUUCGCCGUCCACGGUUUGUUCCAACAGUACCACCACAAAUGUUGUUGCCGCAGAAAUGUCGCCAUAAGCAAUUGUGGGUCUGUGUGUAGUGGAACUAGCCGUGGAUUUUAGCAGCGAAAGGUAAUUUUCGCCGUACCACCGAGUUGGGUUCCAUACAGUCACACUUGUAAAUUUUUUUGCUCAUCAACCGGGUCAUAGAAUGUAGCAGUUUGUAAAUAUAUUUUUAGGCUUAAAGUAAAUGGACUGAAUUGUACGGGACAAUUUAAAUCCAGGUUACUGGAAAAGUGUUUUCCGUGGGGUGUAUAAUUGGGGGGCAAAGUUUUCAUUAAUAUCUUUAGAUAACUUAUACAGUCCAUUUACAAUAUUUAUGUGCAACACUUUUAUGACUUAUUUUUAAAUUAAACUACCUGAAAUACGUUCUUGAACUUAUCGAAAGCUCCUCUAAUAGUAAAUAGAGUAUGCGCGUAUUAAGGUAGUGUUUCGGUCCCAUAUAUCUAUGAUAUAUUGUCUCAAUUCGUACGUUCUGUGAACGCAUUAUUAUUUUUGAAUAUAAACAUUUUAAAAAAAAUGCAAUUAAGUAUACUAUUGCAUUAUUUUUAAUUUCUAUAAUACCAUAAAGAAGCUAUGUAGCAUCAUAUUAUAAUCAAUUGUUAAGUUAUUAUUUUCAAUAUUAUUGACUAAAGAUAACAUAACAUUAUGUAUUACGUGUAAAUUAACUGAUUUUGUACAAAAAUAUUUUUUGUCUUAUUUCAUAUUACUUUUUAUAUGUUUUAUAAUAACAUUUUUUUCAUAUUUAUACUAUUUUACCUUAAACUAACUUUUUUAUGAUUUUAUUAAAUACUUGUAGUUAUAUUACUGAUUUUCAUCAUACAUAUUUUUUAGCCAUUUUAUACGAAUAGUAAUAUUUUAAUUAAUAUUUAUAACAUUUCAUGUUAUUAGUUGUUUGUAAAAAAAAAUGUAGAAACUUUAUGUAGCACUUAAUAAAUGUGCAAUGUACAUUUUUCGGGCGAUUUGUAACAAAAAAUUUCUCAAGCAUAAUGUUUAAUGAUAAUCAUUAAAUUAAAGUCGUUAUGUAGUUUGUAAAGUAUAUUUUAAGUAAUUUUAUACUCAUUAAAUUGUAUACCUUAGUUCUGUAUUAAUAUGUACUUUUUCAAAAUUAUGAAUUAUCUCAUU